AUGCCGUCCCAAUUCUUUGGACCUUUGAUUGCUGGAGUUGCUCUGGCACUUCAGGUUGCUGCUGCAAGCGAGGGCGCAUCUGACCUCCAGGCCUCAUGCGCCACGACCAUCAACUGCGAAAGCACGCGGACAAAAACAUUGACUCUGCCGCCGCAGAUAUUCACGACCACUUUGCCUCCAGCGGAUCCAUCAACAUUGACUUGGACUACCACAAGCACCGAGACCAUUACGACUUCGGCGCCUGGACAGCCACCAGCUGUGACCGAGACCUCGACAACGACCGCACCAGGAAAGACUACCACUAAAACCACCACUAAAACCACCACUGAAACCACCACUGAAACCAGGACCACUGCGGCCCCUGGAGUCCCACCAACCUCGUGCCCACCCACUCGGACAACAGAAACCAGGACCACCACGACAACGGAAACCCAAACCCCUACUGGCUGCCCUCCAUGCGAGCCUUGUGCUCCCUGCGAGGAAGACAGUGAGCGUGAAGGCGGCUGUACCGAGACAGUAGAAGACUGGAAAGAUCUCCGACUGGAGUGGAACUCCGACUUCUCCAAGCCAGGCCAACCGGAGCCGAUCCUGCUCUCGACCUCCUACGACUUCCCCACUACUCUCGAGAUCACCGACGACUUGGUCUCCGGUGAGCAAUACACGGUGUAUCUGGGAACGGAGAAGCUUGGAAUGACAUCCGAGCCGGACCCCGCCACCGUCGGAUCGGACACGUGUGGCCAGGACGCUGAGAAAUGCAUUGAGGAGGGAUACUCUUAUGGAUCUUUUCAGAUCCCAGAGGGUAAUCAGUUCAUUUCCAUCAUGUGGGAGGACGCGGACCAAGAGGCUAGCUUCGGUAGCGGGCAGUACCGGUUCUCGAGGGAGACGGACUGUGACGAGGAUGACGAGUAUGAAGAGCAUGAAGAGCACAGGGUAUGGCUUUGAGGAAAGACUGAGUGCGAACGAUGAUACUCGGAAAGGUAUAUUCCGCUGUGGAUUUCGGCUAGAGAGGAUUUCUUUUCCUCUUCGCAGGAAAAUGAGGAAGUUUAGUGUUGAUAGUAAUAUUAUUCAUUCGUUUGUCACUCAAUGGUCAAGUCAUUUCAUACAAAGUUCCCAUAUUUAAAGCUGCAUCCAGUUCACGAUUAUCCAUAGAUAGGGUAAUAUUUGUCGGUAAGACUCGGCCCUGUCCGUGGAGAAAGACCCUCAACCAUGAUCCUACUACUUCAGAAUUAUCUUGUCCAGCGCAUUGAUCGUGCAAGGUUUCCGUCGUUCGUGGCUUCAGCCCGCUGGUGGACUCCCAACCUCUUUGAUUGACACCCACCGGUACCCACGUAAUUGCUUCUUCCUUCGUCGGAAGACAGCUGCGCGGAGACCCACAUUUUGAGAUCAACUU
Messenger RNA from Aspergillus versicolor CBS 583.65, 1390 nucleotides. RefSeq lists its product as uncharacterized. The record is from RefSeq and is a predicted model, not a curated record. The coding region runs from base 1 to 942 and encodes 313 amino acids. The transcript has 2 exons. NCBI's taxonomy places the organism in Eukaryota, Fungi, Ascomycota, Eurotiomycetes, Eurotiales, Aspergillaceae.